CGCCUCCCUGGAGGAGCUCAGGCUGAUUCUCACAAACAGGAAACCACCACCACCACCCCAGCAGCAGCAAACACACUCACACACUCCUCGCUCGCUCACUCACACACGGCAUUCACAAUUCACAAUCAAGACAUCUUCGACCACACGCGACCCUUUGGGAAGCGCUCGUGAGGAUGCACCUGUGAUGUGACGUUGCAUCACACCGCCCGCCGCCGAGGGCCAGGUGACAGGGAGGCACGCGAUGACGGAUGCUGAGGCCCCCUUGGUGGCCUGGCUGGAGGCCAUCAGCCUGAGCCAGUACGCGGCUCCGCUCAUCGCCCACGGUUACCGCUGCCCCACCGACCUGGUCAGCUUGGACAAUGCGGCGCUGCAGGCUCUGGGCGUGGGCCUCUCGGGCCACCGCAAGCGCAUCCUCAACCGCGCGCGCUUCUGCAAGGCGGCCAUGGUGUUCCGGCAACUCGACGACGACGCGCCCGGGAUUGGAGACGAGCAGAGGCGGCGCUCCCCGAAGGCCCGUCACUCGGGGAGCGCCGACGGGCCCCUCAACACCGUCGAGCCGGAAUACACGGAGGUGGUGGAGCUGGGGGCGAACCUGUGGGAUGGCAAGCACGCGUACCGCGCGGCGGUGGGCGGCGUCGCUCAGAGCGAACCCCCGUACUUAACGAGGAGCAAUCUGGCCGGCAAAAAGCAGUCGUCGCUCGACAACCUGGUGUACGGGAAUCUGAGCGACGGAGGAUUCGGCCGUCCGUCUUUGACCAGUUCCUCAAGCUGCGAUGAGUUGGACCGAUGUUGCGAUUUGGGUAGGGAGAGGCAAGGUGUGGGACCCUCUGUAAGUCGAGCUGCCAGAAAUUUCUGGAUUACCGUAGCGGAGCAGAAUGCCAACUCUCGCGUUGGGACCAGCAAGCUGGACUCGUGCGGCAAGGGCUACUUGUGUCCACCAGCAAAUUCCAACAAGGGCGCCGCGCUGGCUGGUGCAAAGUUGAGCCGCAAUUACAUGAACAUCUCUCAGAGGCCACCGCUUCCGACACCUCGCCAACUGUUUCACUCACACAGGCCCAAUGGUCAGCACUCGCCGGAGGUCGGAUCGCCCGCCACUUUGUUGCCGCCUGUCAAAGUCCCGAGCCCCCAGCCGCGUGCCAGAAGCCCCGAACUCCGGCCUUCCGGGAAGGUCGGGUGGGAGGCCGGCCCCGCCGACAGAUGCCCCGCCGCUCCCGUCGAUUUCGGCCGCAGGGCCACGCAGGGCGACGGGAGGCGCACUCGUGACGGGAACCUCCAGGCGAAGGGCGGACCGCAGGGCCCCGUGCCGGCGGGGCACAACGGCCCGGCGCUGCGCCAAUCCUCGGCUUGCCUCAACGGCUCACGGUCCGAGUGCCGUUCGCACGAGAGUUGGCGGGGCUGGAGGAGCAAGGUGACGGAGGGCAUCUGCUUCUACGACAGGAUGGACAUCGCCGUGGAAAAGGAAGCGCAGCCGGCGGUCACCACGGACGCAGCCACGCAAACGGAGACGGUCGCCCGCGCCGCGACCUCGCCUCGCACCGCGGGGUCGCAGCGCGAGCCGUCGCCGUUGAAGGCGGAUGACGGCGCCAGCUCGGCGCCAGUGCAGCGGCCCGUGCCGCAGCCGAGGAGGAAGAAGCCAGGGAUGAAGACGGCGCAACGUGUCUCCGUCAAAAGAAACCCGACUCAGCCCGAGAAGUUGAUGCCUGUUCCGCCGUCACACAAACCGGCGCUGCAGGAGGCGUUCUACUGUCGGGUCCCUCCGGAGUGCAACGAGUUGAAGGCGGCCGGCGCCGAUGACUCUCCAGCGACGCAGUCACCUGAGAUCGGCACCGAUGCCUGCUUCCUCACCGUGCCGUUGGACAUCCCCGCAGCUCGGGCGGGCAGAGUGAGGGCCUCCUCGGAAGAGCGUCUCUCCAACUCUCCGUCUCCCAAAAAUGAACUCCUCCCUGCACCGGAAAAGGCAAUGAUGCGACCCGGGAACAGGCGGAGGAAGGAGCGGCAGGGCGACAGCUUGUUCAGCGACGACGAGGUUCAGGAUGCCGACGACGAGAGCAAGACGUGGCUGGGCCUGCCUGACCGCUCCCCGUCGCACCUGUCCGUGCGUAGCGACACUCAGUCGCUCCUCUCUCUGUCCGACGACCACCUCCCCGGCUCACCGCGACACCGGGGCGGCACCUCCGACGGGGAGACGGGCGUUCAGGGAAACGGCACGGCCGGGUCGUCCCCGUGCUUCCGCGUGCCAAAUAGCGGCAGCGCCGGCUGGUUCCAUUUCUCGGCGCCGGACCUUGCCGGCCCCGUGCCGCUCUCCAAGGCCGGCUGGCUCGACAAGCAGCCGCCCGGAUCUGGAUACCGGUUCCAGCGGCGCUGGGUAAAGUUCGAGGGCGAUUACCUGACGUACUACAACAAUGAGAAGGAAGUUUACUCCAAGGGCGUGAUCCACAUUUCCGCCAUCCUCCGGGUGGACUCCACGUCGUCCGACGCCAAGUUCGAAGUGCGCACGCCUCACCGGACGUUCACCUUCCGGGCCGAUACGGAAGCUGAGAAGUGCGAGUGGGUGUCAGUGCUGCAGAGAGCAGCCCGGGAGCGCCGAGAGCUCGGGGCGGCGUCGCCCGCACCGCCCUCCGUCUCCACCGCGUCCCCCGCGGCAACGUCGCCCUACCGGCCGCCACCGUGCGAGCGCUCCGGCUUCCUGGAGCUCAAGGGCUGCCGCCAGGCUCUCUUCGUGGCCGUGGCCGGAGAGAGGACGUGGCUCUACAAGAACCGGCAGGACUUCCACACGGGGGUGGGCAUCACGGCGAUCGACAUGAACGUGGCGACGGUCAAAGACGUCGACCGGCGCUCCUUCGAGCUCACCACGCCCUACAAGACCUUCAUCUUCACGGUGGAUAUGGAGGCGGACAAGGAGGAGUGGAUGGAGGCGCUGCGCGAGAGCACCGCUGAGGCGCUGUCGACCCACGACAUCGCCGACCGCAUCUGGGCCCUCCCGGCAAACCGCCUCUGCGCCGACUGCGGCGCCGCCAAGCCCGCGUGGGCCUCCAUCAACCUGUGCGUCGUCAUCUGCAAGCUGUGCGCGGGCCAGCACCGAGCCUUGGGGCCUAACAUCUCCAAGGUGCGGAGCCUCAAAAUGGACAAGAAGAUCUGGACAGACGAUUUAAUCGAGCUCUUUGUCCAAAUCGGCAACGAGCGGGUGAACGAGUUCUGGGCCGCGAACGUCCCUCCCAGCGAGGAGAUCGACCCCGCCUCGAUGCCCAAUGAGCGCCGGGAAUUCGUCGUCGCCAAGUACCGCAGCGGGAAGUACCGGCGCUACCACGAGUUCUUCGGGGACCAGGCCGAGCUCAACCGGGCGCUGUGCUCGGCGGUGGUGACCUCGGACGUGCUGGAGAGCAUGGCGCUGGUCUACUGCGGCGCCGAUGUCACCGGCGCUCCGGGGUGCAGCCCGGACGAUGACCCGCUCCUCCUAGCCGAGCAGGCCGGCCAGAAGCUCCAGCUGCAGAUGCUGCUGCACAACCGUAAUCUGGACACGAACAAGCCGGAGCCCAGCGUUGGCAACCGCUCCAUCGCGCACACCUCCGGGACCCCCUUCUGCACGGGAUACCUGCACAAGGCGUCGACUUCCAGCAAGGCCGUGACGGAGCCGCGUGCCAGGGACGACUUCAGCCGCCGGCGCUGCGUUCUCGAGGCCGGGGUCCUGAGCUACUUUGACAGCGACCGCAGCGUGGCGCCCAGCGGCAAGAUCGACCUUCAGACCCUGAGCUGCCUCGCGCUCACCUCCCCCGACUCGGACGUGCGGCACGGGUUUGCGUACACGAUGGAGCUGUACGCGCGGCAGGGCGACUCCGAGAAGGUCUACCUCUUCGGCACGGACAGCGAGGAGAUGAGCAAGGAGUGGAGCACGGCCGUCGUGCAGGCGUUCGUUUCGGCGGCGGAGCUGGGCGCCGGCGGGCUCAUGUCGCUGGGCUUGGAGCGCGUGGGCCGCGCCAGCCUGCGGGAUGGCUGCGCUCGCGAGGCUCGGCAGGGCUGGCUCGCGCUCGCCGGCCCCUGCCUGCACUUCCGCGCCGAGCCCACGCUCGGCGACGCGAGGGCGACGGCGCUGGCGCCGCUGCGGCCGUCGCCCAUCGAGACGCUGCAGUUGAACAAGCUCCAGGAGCUGGGCUUAGCCAACCCCGCGGAACGCAACGGCCAAAAGGAGGUUUUACUUCUGCGGGAAAAAAGACGGACGCUGUACCUGCAGUGCAGCGGCCGUGCCGACUUCGCGGGGUGGCACGCGGCCGUGCGGAGGGGGGCGGCGGGCCGCGGGGGGGCGCUCGCCACGCAGCAGCUCACGGACGCCGACGUCCCCGUCACGGUCGACACCUGCAUCGCCUUCAUCACGCAGCACGGCCUGGCGUGGGAGGGCGUGUACCGCAAGGCGGGCGUGGGCUCUCGCGUGUCGGCGCUGCUGGCGGCGUUCCGCGAGGACGCGCGGAGCGUCCAGCCGCGCGCCGGCGAGACGCAGCUGGACGACGUCGCGACGGUGCUGAGGCGCUUCCUGCGCGAGAGCGACGACGCCGUGGUGCCGUGCGCGGCGCGCUCGCGAUGGGUGGACGCCGCCGGUACCCGCCUUGCCGUGAUGCUCCACAAGCAGCUUCGUCUCUUUACAAGGCAUACAGACCUUCAGACCAGAGUCGCCAAGUACGGCUCGCUGCUGCAGGACUUGCCGAGCGUCAACCGUGCCACCCUCACUGCCCUCGUGGAACAUCUGCACAGCGUGCAGCUCUACUCCGUGAUAAACCACAUGACGGCGCAGAACCUGGCCAUCGUGUUCGCUCCGUCCAUCUUCCACUCGGAAGGUGACAGUUCGAGCGAGGCGGCGCUGCUCGAGGAGCUCAUCACGAACUACGCGGCCGUCUUCGAGGUGUCGCAGGAACAGCUGAUGCAGAGGAAGAAGGAGACAGACUACAUUGUCCACAAAUUCAGCGGCACGGCCUUCAAGCAGCAGGCUCCGGCAGGUGACAUGAUCAUUGAGGUUUACUUCCAGAAGAAGGACACUGACUGCAACCUCGGUUUGAAGGUGUCGGCGUUCAUGACGGCGGAGGAGCUGACGUGCGAGGUCCUGGAACGCCGGGGCAUCUCCCCCGAGCAGGGGCCCUGGGAUGUGUUCGAGGUGGUCAGCAACGGAGAGCUGGAGCGUCCUCUGCACUACCGGGAAAAGGUUCUGGACUUGGUGCUGCAGUGGUGCAACAGCCCGGACUUCCAGACCAACUACCUGCUCGUCAGGCCGCAUCCCGCGCGCGUGCACAUGCAGCGGCACCUGGCGAACCGCAAGGUGGACACGUGGCACGGGCUCCUGCGGUUCCGCGAGGAGGGCGGCUGGAUGAGUGACUUCCGGGUGUCUCGUUUCCACGAGAAGUACUUCAUGUUCAUGGGGCACAAGCUGGUCAUGUACAAGGACACGCGGACCAAUAAAGGGGAGAAGGAAUGGAACAUCAGCUCCUUGAAGAUUUACCUGGGAAUGAAGAAACGGCUGAAGCCUCCGACCGAGCAUUGCUUCACGAUUUUUCAAGGCAAGCAGCAAUGGUACCUGUGCUGUGAUAAGGAGGCGGACAUGCGCGAGCUGUACGCGAGCAUCCUCCACCUGCAGCACAACGGGGACGUGUGGCCCGUCGGGCGUUCGACGGAGGAGCAGAAAUCGGCAGACGAGCGGCAGCCCACCCUGCGGAGACUCGGGGCCCUCUCGCUCAUCCCUCUCUGCGGCUCCGAGGCCGACAUUCGCCGCAGCGUGGCACCCUUUUACGAGGACGGCUGAGAGCCUCCCGAAGAGUCGAUAGCCGCAAAAAACAAAAAACUCUCCCUUCGCCCAAACAACUCGCUCAGCGGUUCCCUCUCCCACGCUCCGCGGUGCUGGCCAGCCGCCCGGGGUAGGAGGAACGUUCCAAACCUUUUACGAUUGACCUGCGCGGCGAGACGAGACGCGGCCCACGAGCAAACUUGUGGUCGGAGAGAGCCGGGUCUUUUCAUGUGAAGGCAGCUUGCUUCCCUCUGCUGGAGCCAGCCGUUGGCAUCUCAUCGGAUGCCCGUGUGGGCGGUGCGGCAACCGUGAAGCCGAGCCGAGGACGACAGCGGCAGGCCCCAUCGCAUGCGGCGUGCCACGUUGCGCGUACCUCUUCGCCGGUCCGCCACGCUCCGCCGCUGCGCGAUAGGGCGCAGACGGGUGGACGGACGUUCAAACACUAAAAAGGUCCCGCUCGUCCGUGGAGCAGCUUCCGCUAACCACGAGUGGCAACCACUGCAGUGUUAAUAAGGCUUUAGGACGGAUAAGCUGUGAAGGUGGAAGAAUGCAGGCGGCGUCCUUCGUCCGCCUAUUUUUUUUUACUUCCCGAGCAAUUUUUAUUUAGAGCGGUCGAUCUGCCGCCGUACGUCUCUCGGACCCACCGCAUCCUGCGUCGUGAACGGUGGCGGGGGUGGAAGGGGGUGCAGCGCAUCCGAUGAACGGUCGAAGGGAGCUCCACGUCGAAGCUGCGGCCACCGUGCAAAUUCUUCGCAAGUGUUCUCUUCCGAGGGAACGUCGCGAGUGGGACAAAACAUUCAAGAGCAGUGACCCCAAUGUUGUUGUGACGUAACCUGCCCACUGAAGUUGCUGUAAAAUCGCUAUGGGGGGGAGGGGGGGUGGUGGUGAGAAACAAGUGUGGGGUUUUUGGAGAGGCUGUGUGUAUGUGCAAUCCUUGUUUGUGUGUGUUUUGUUUUUAUAAUGGGAAGCCUACCAAGAUAAGCAGUUCAUGAAGGGAAAGAAAUACCCACCCACAUUAAUGGGUCGAGUAACGACAAGCCCAUCCCUUUGCAACAACAAUUAUUUGAAUUCCAUCAUCCGUGUAAGUAAAAAAUAUACGCCUAAUAUCUUUGCCUUUCAUUUCCAUGAUUUCAAUCGCGGAGUCAAUUUAUAUGAUGCGUAAGAACGGCUUAUUAACAUUACAGUACAGUGUUAUUAUUAGCACUUUUCAAUAUGUUUUAAAGUGUAUAUAGUUAAAAAUAUAUAUUUAUAGUUGUUUAAUACUCUACUUAAAAAAAGACCCCCAAAAAGUGCCUUAAGAUUACUCUUGAAAGUUUUUAUUAAACCCUUUUAAAAAGAAGCGGGGGCCUCUACCUGUCGUCCGGACGUGAGGCGCGCCCAAGGUGCUUUUGUGAGCGUCGCCGUCUGCAAGGGAGCUCUACCACCAGCGCGUUCGUGUGCGGAAGUUCAGUUUGGCCACGUGUAAGGAAACUUCACUGGAAACCCAAAAGUAAUGCCACCAAAAGGGCCCCAACUUCGAGCCUAUACAAGCUUAAAGGAUUCAUUUCCUUUUUUGUAUAACAAGUCUCUAUCCCGACCAUAACCUCGACUUGUUUGGGUUAUAGCAAGGGUUAAGCAUUUUCAUCACGCAGCAGGAUUCCUUAGGAGUAGGGUCCGUGACAGGUUUGGUAACGACACGUGGUCUGAUAGAAAUCUCCCAAGUGCCAUUCUGUUGCGUCCCCACCAGUGUCCAAAAUUUACGUUCUAACACAGUGAACAAUAAAGUUAACUGUGUUAUACUUGCAUACGUGUGUAUUUUGAAGUUUACAUUCGCCAUUUACUGUUCAGGUAAUUUUUAUUAUUGUAUGUAAAAAAAAUACUACUAAUUUAAAGCAUUCAUCAGAUUGCUACGAUAUAACUCUAUGUUCAGCUUUCUUCACCAUUGUUUAAUUCGGGGAUUGAUGUCUCCCCGUGCGCGUUUCUGUGCCGCAUUUUACACGCAAAUACUGUACAAGUUGAAACGAAAGCGGUUAGCUACUUCUUCGUAGUUCCUUGCGAGCUGUCGUUGUGCUGUAGUAUUUACUGUGUCUUGAACAAAAUAAACAGAUCCAAGUCGAAAUCAAAGAACGGA
Molecule: messenger RNA, 7874 nt
Organism: Petromyzon marinus (sea lamprey)
Lineage: Eukaryota; Metazoa; Chordata; Hyperoartia; Petromyzontiformes; Petromyzontidae
Product: arf-GAP with Rho-GAP domain, ANK repeat and PH domain-containing protein 1-like
Biological process (GO): signal transduction
Cellular component (GO): cytoplasm
Molecular function (GO): GTPase activator activity; phosphatidylinositol-3,4,5-trisphosphate binding; protein binding
Source: RefSeq, a predicted model, not a curated record